This is a messenger RNA of Mercenaria mercenaria, 765 nucleotides long. Its product is annotated as 60S ribosomal protein L19-like. Bases 115 to 702 code for a protein of 195 amino acids. Gene Ontology annotation, molecular function: RNA binding; structural constituent of ribosome. Gene Ontology annotation, cellular component: ribosome; cytosolic large ribosomal subunit. Lineage: Eukaryota; Metazoa; Mollusca; Bivalvia; Venerida; Veneridae. The transcript is spliced from 6 exons. Gene Ontology annotation, biological process: translation. The record is from RefSeq and is a predicted model, not a curated record.
UUAGUGUUGUUUUCAACUCUUCUUUUUAUAAAGUAGAUUAUCUUGCGCAUUAUUAAAAUUAGGAUGCGGUAAACCGCCCUACUUCCUCUUUCCCAACAACGUGAAACGGCAACCAUGAGUACAUUGAGGUUGCAGAAACGGCUUGCCUCUGCCGUGUUGAAAUGUGGCAAAAACAAAGUCUGGCUGGAUCCUAAUGAAACAAAUGAAAUUGCCAAUGCUAACUCCAGACAGAACAUCCGCAAACUUAUCAAGGAUGGUCUCAUCAUCAGAAAGCCAGUGGCAGUUCACUCCAGAGCACGUGUUCGUAAAAACAUGAUUGCCCGCAGGAAGGGACGUCACAUGGGUCAUGGUAAGAGGAAGGGUACAGCAAAUGCUCGUAUGCCACAGAAAAUUAUUUGGAUGAGACGUAUGAGGGUACUCCGUCGUCUGCUCAAACGUUACAGGGAGGCCAAGAAGAUUGACAAACAUCUGUACCAUGAACUUUACCUGAAAUCAAAAGGUAACGGUUUCAAGAACAAGCGUGUGUUGAUGGAACACAUUCACAAGAGGAAGGCCGAGAAGAGCAGAUCUAAGAUGUUGAGUGACCUAGCCCAGACAAAGAGAGACAAGGUCAAGGAAGCACGCAAACGCCGCGAAGAAAGGAUCGCCCAGAAACGCGCAGACCUCAUCAAAUCAUUCGCUGAUGAUGACGCCAAGAAAUAAAUUAUUUGUUUUAUUGUAACAUACAUCAUGUUAUUAAAGCGGACCCAGAAAGAAAAAAAGAAA